CGGGCGGGCGGAGUGCCCGCGUCUGCGAGGCGGCCCGGCCGGGCCCGGCGGCGGCGCCAUGUGGAGCGGCCGGAGCUCCUUCACCAGCCUGGUCGUGGGCGUGUUCGUGGUGUAUGUGGUGCACACCUGCUGGGUCAUGUACGGCAUCGUCUACACCCGCCCGUGCUCCGGCCACGGCCGCUGCAUCCAGCCCUACCUGGCGCAGAGGCCCAAGCUGCAGCUCAGUGUCUACACCACCACGCGGUCCAACCUGGGCGCCGAGAACAACGUCGAUCUGGUCUUGAACGUGGAGGACUUUGACGUGGAGUCCAAAUUUGAAAGGACAGUCAACGUCUCUGUUCCCAAAAAAACGAGGAACAAUGGCACGCUGUACGCCUACAUCUUUCUCCACCAUGCCGGCAUCCUGCCCUGGAACGACGGGAAGCAAGUGCACCUGGUGAGCCCGCUGACCACCUACAUGGUCCCCAAGCCAGAAGAGGUCAACCUGCUCACUGGGGAACCGGCGGCACAGCAGCAGAUCGAGGCCAAGAAGAAGCCGAUAAGUGCCCUGGACGAGCCCGUUUCUCACUGGAGGCCCAGACUGACCCUUAACGUGAUGGUGGACAACUUCGUCUUUGACGGGGCCUCCCUGCCCGCGGACGUGCACCGCUACAUGAAGAUGAUCCAGCUGGGGAAGACGGUGCACUACCUGCCCAUCCUGUUCAUUGACCAGCUGAGCAACCGCGUCAAGGACCUCAUGGUCAUCAACCGCUCCAGCACCGAGCUGCCGCUCACCGUGUCCUAUGACAAGAUCUCGCUGGGGCGGCUGCGCUUCUGGAUCCACAUGCAGGACGCUGUGUACUCGCUGCAGCAGUUUGGGUUCUCAGAGAAGGAUGCUGAUGAAGUGAAGGGGAUCUUUGUCGACACCAACUUGUAUUUCUUGGCGCUGACCUUCUUCGUGGCUGCGUUCCACCUGCUUUUUGAUUUCCUGGCAUUUAAAAACGACAUCAGUUUCUGGAAGAAGAAGAAGAGCAUGAUCGGCAUGUCCACCAAAGCAGUGCUGUGGCGCUGCUUCAGCACCGUGGUCAUCUUCCUGUUCUUGCUGGACGAGCAGACGAGCCUCCUGGUGCUGGUACCCGCGGGCAUCGGAGCCGCCAUCGAGCUGUGGAAAGUGAAAAAGGCCUUGAAGAUGACCAUCGUCUGGAGAGGCCUGCGGCCCACGUUUCAGUUUGGCACUUACAGUGAAUCUGAGAAGAAGACAGAGGAGUACGACACCCAGGCCAUGAGGUACUUGUCUUACUUGCUCUACCCGCUCUGCAUCGGGGGCGCCGUCUACUCGCUGCUCAACAUCAAGUACAAGAGCUGGUAUUCUUGGCUGAUCAACAGCUUCGUCAACGCCCCGGGGCCUGUGCCUCCAUGCCCGUGUCUCCCCAGGGGUCUACGCAUUCGGCUUCCUGUUCAUGCUGCCCCAGCUCUUUGUGAACUACAAGAUGAAGUCAGUGGCCCACCUGCCCUGGAAGGCCUUCACCUACAAGGCCUUCAACACCUUCAUCGACGACGUGUUCGCCUUCAUCAUCACCAUGCCCACCUCCCACCGGCUGGCCUGCUUCAGGGACGAUGUGGUGUUUCUCGUGUACCUAUACCAGCGGUGGCUUUAUCCCGUGGAUAAGAGUAGAGUGAAUGAGUUUGGGGAGUCCUACGAGGAGACCCCCCAGCAGAAACCCCACGCAGACUGAGCCAGACCCGGCGCGUGCAGCCGCAGUGCAGGCAGGGCGCUGCUGCGGAGGGUCGGCGGUGCGGGUGGGCCUCCCGCCAUCACCGCCUCUAUGUUGCCAAACCCCCGAGCAUCCCUCGCGGCCUUGGGUGCCUCCACAUUGUGUCCGCGGCGCUGACGGUGCCGCCCAUGCGGACAUCCGUCCUGGUCGCCGGGCCCGGGAGCGUCUGGUCCUGGUGGGUGCUGGGCCGCUCCUGCGGGGUCCGUAGGCGCUCCUUGGGGAUGUCACAUGCCUCCUUGAAUCCAUUCCGUGUAGACUCUGGGAUCAAAUGGCUUUUUUCCUUUUCAUUUAAAUUUGACUGUUUUAAAGCUUAAUGUAUGUAUGUUUCUAUUUUAAAAUAAAUUUCUCUGGCUGUACACUCUCCUUGGCCUGA
Dama dama (fallow deer) is the source of this 2127-nucleotide messenger RNA. RefSeq names its product CLPTM1 like (gene CLPTM1L). NCBI's taxonomy places the organism in Eukaryota, Metazoa, Chordata, Mammalia, Artiodactyla, Cervidae. The transcript has 17 exons. Bases 59 to 1648 code for a protein of 529 amino acids. The record is from RefSeq and is a predicted model, not a curated record. Gene Ontology annotation, cellular component: membrane; endomembrane system.